AUGGAAACGCUUAUUUUGUCGACAGAGCAGCAGACUCAAGCUACGCCGAUUGCUCCAUCCAAUGUACAGGAUAGUGAUUGCUUUUCAAAGGACACCACGCUAUCUGGGACCCCUGUUCCAAUCACGCCAUUACAAGAACGCGUUGUAAUUAAUGAUAGAGCCCAGGCCUCCUCAGGAACAUUACUGAAUGGACAGCAAGCCAUCACUUCUCAAAUCCACCAAGAAGCAGACGAAAUUGACCUGGAGGGUCACUAUGUCGGGCCGUCUUCUGGAGUGGCCUUCUUGCUUCGCGUGCAAAAAAGACUACAUGAAAAUCUUAGGUUCUCACCAUCAGAACUUAUUUUUAAUUUUGGUGACGCUCCAUUCCCCAAUUGCGACCCGCAGUUUCUAGUACUUCCGCCGAUUGAUGAAGCUCUUGUCUUGGUCAAUAGAUAUUUCGAGUUCUCUUUCCCUACUCAUCGCUUCCUGCACCAGGCAACAGUGGAACAAUGGGUUCAUUUAUUUUACUCGGGAAUCCAGGGAGUAAAUGACAAUGUCAGCCGAGCAAUCAAGGCAUUGAUAUUAAUGGUGAUAGCCCAAGGGAAGCAAAAUUCUUCUGGUAUGGAAACGACAGCUGGCCAAUCAGUCAACAGUAAUGCCUAUUUCGCGGCCGCUGAGAACCAUUUAUCACAAGAAAAGGGCCCUGUCAAGCUCACAAGUAUCCAGGCCCGCUUAGCUCAGUGCUUUUAUCUUCUCUCGGAAUCACGAAUGAACCACUGCUGGAGUCUUUUCGGAACUACGGCUCGUCUUGCGCAUGCUAUUGGACUAAACAGACGAAGGAGACGGGAGAUUAUUACAGACUAUGUGGAAGAGGAAAGCAGAAAGAGAGUAUUUUGGUGUGCCUACGUGCUAGACAACUACAUGAGUGGAGCUCUGGGUCGACCAAAAGUUUUUCACGACGAGGACAUUGACCAGGAGCUUCCAGCUUGUGCGAAUGACUCGCAGAUUUUGCAACAUACGAUUCUUCCUUCUCAAUCGCCAAGACAAAGCCUGAUGCUGGCCUCAAUAUACCAUGCAAAGCUAUCUCGAUUAAUUAGCGGUAUCCUACGCGAUCUCUAUGGAAUCCAGCAAAAGCCCCUCAUCUUACAAGCAGAACUUGCGCAAAAGUAUGAAAGCCAGCUAGCAGAAUGGAGAGCAGGAAUUGCCAAUUUUCUCGACACCUCCAAUGUCGAGCUGCUUCAAAUAACUUUCCAAAGGCAGUUCAGUGUUUUGUUCCUGGCAUUUGAGCACGCUAAAAUUCUUCUCUAUCGACCCUUUCUCCUUCGAAACCUAGCAUCUCUGGGAAGAGAAAGAAGUACUGGUCAUUCAAAUCUGCAGGAGAUGAUUGCAAAGUUUGUGACAACAUGCGUUGAGGCUGCUAUCAAGACAGUGGGGAUGUUUAAAGAUCUUUGUCAGACUAGGCGAAUGUAUAAAUCAUUCUGGUUUACACACUACAACGUCUUCUGCGCCAUCGUGGUGCUAUAUGUACACGUCAUUCAGAGCUGGUCGGAGCCAGACAGUGAAUACAAAUAUUAUCUCACGAUCGGAGAAGAGGCCCAGCUUGAACUUGCAAAAUGCGGAUCCCAAACAUCGUUUGCUCAGCGAUAUGUUGUUGUGCUAGAAGAACUGCGAAAGGAGGCGCGCAAGAUAACAGGGGAUCGUCCGGGCCAGAGCGAAUUGUUGAGUAUAACUCCGAGUGAAGAUGUCGCUGAAGCUGCCAUUCGACAACACGCCGAAAGAGAGACACUUCAGCACGCACAUGAUCAGGAGCAUCAAGAUCUAGAUGGUUGGCUUUCCGAGAUGGCCCAGGAUACCAGCCCAGCGUCAUAUCUUGCGGACAUGACUAGUUGGGGGGGAUUUUGA
Molecule: messenger RNA, 1881 nt
Organism: Penicillium manginii
Lineage: Eukaryota; Fungi; Ascomycota; Eurotiomycetes; Eurotiales; Aspergillaceae
Product: fungal specific transcription factor domain-containing protein
Exons: 5
Coding region: 1-1881 (626 amino acids)
Biological process (GO): DNA-templated transcription; positive regulation of transcription by RNA polymerase II
Cellular component (GO): nucleus
Molecular function (GO): zinc ion binding; sequence-specific DNA binding
Source: RefSeq, a predicted model, not a curated record